Molecule: messenger RNA, 3275 nt
Organism: Papilio polytes (common Mormon)
Lineage: Eukaryota; Metazoa; Arthropoda; Insecta; Lepidoptera; Papilionidae
Product: putative leucine-rich repeat-containing protein DDB_G0290503
Exons: 2
Coding region: 166-3240 (1024 amino acids)
Source: RefSeq, a predicted model, not a curated record
CAGUCAUGUCAAAGUCAAUAUUAAGAAGAUAAAUUCUCGCAAGUAAAUCUAUUUCAAAGCAGCUGGUAAACGUUUUUUUUAAAAAAUGCGGAGAAAAUCAAAUGUAUUCAUAAUAUAAUAUUUCUUCUGCUAAUUUGAGAAGAAAACGAGCAGUAGAAUAAGAAAAUGGGCAAAGACAAUCGAUCGAAGAAUAAAGAUGCCAUCAAAUCAAUAUUUAAGAAGUCCAUCAAUAAUACACUGAAAGGAUCUCGUACAUUUACGCCUUGCAAUUUACAAAUAGCAAAAAGUAACAUCCUUCUACUAAAGAAUAAAAGUUCAUAUCACAAUGUAUUAAAAAACACUGAUAAAACAAUGAAAGACCAUUGUAUGGAGACAGACUUUUGUGUACUGAGAAGGUAUUACAAAGCAAAGAAAAACAGAAUCAACAAAAAGGAUACAUUAAAUUCAAGAUCUAAAUAUUCAGUUAAUAAGGAACCUAUUUUAGGUUUUGAGAAAUCUAAAACAGAUUGCAGCGCUUGUGGAGAUAGUAAACAGCCUAUAACCAUCAAUGAUAUUGAAGAUUUUAACGCAAAUCUAACAAACCUAGUCAUUAACAACCUAAACAAAUUACUAAGAGAUUGGAUAAAGAAUUAUUUGUUUAACAACGACGAUACUAAAAAGAAAAUACAAAUUAUACUAGAUUCUAUGCUUAAUAAACUAGAAGGAAAGAAUAAUUAUGUCUCCUCUUGUUCAACAUAUACAGUUGAUAUACGAAUAAAAGAAUCGAAUUCGAAAACAAAUUCAGAUUCAAAUUUAGAGACUUCACAAAGUUUAAAAAUUGAUUGUUCAUCAAGAGGAGGUGAAAUAGACAUACCUAAGUCGAAAACAUUUUCAAGUAUAACCGUACCAAUGGCGAUAAGGCAUUUCUCCAUCAUUUCAACAUUGAGUGUACCAAGAUAUUUUCACACUUGUCAUCAAAAAAUGAAUAAAAAGAAGUGUCGUUCACGUACCAAAGUAAAGAGAUGCUACAAAAAAAAUAUCAUGCUAACAUUAAGCAGGUCUAAUGGAAUAUUAUCUAACUCAUCGAGUAUCGAUUUUUUAGAGAUAUCAACGAAAUCUUUGACAAAACAUUUUGCGGCUUAUAGAGACAAGAACAUGAUUAAGAGAAGCGGAAAGAAACGAAGAAUAGUUUUCAUUCCAAGUUCUUAUUACAAAUUUCCUUCUACAUCAGUAACUAAUAUUAACGAAGAAUCUUUAGAUAGAAAAUUGAGACCAGAUGAAAGAAGACAACCCUUAGAUACACUCCCCAGUUUGGUUAAAACUAUCUUUACCGAUGAUUUAUGCACCAGCACUGAUGAAAGUGUGGAGAAAAAGGAUAUCAGUAUAGUAACUGAUGAAGUUAUUUCCAAGAAAGAAGAAAGAAAAGCGAAACAAGUACGUGAAAAUUCAACUAAUAUGUCUCCAUGUAAAACAUCUAACGCUGCCUCGGGUAACGAACCUUCCCGACCACAAUCUCCACAGACUAAAGCAAAACCUCCACUUAAACGUCUUACGAUUUCUGACAAUAACACUUCGAUAGUAAACGUCAAAUCAGACGAACGAGCUAAAGUAGUGAAAUCAUUCAGUUGCAAAGCAUGUUUUAAUGGCAAAUUGGAAGACGAUAACAAAGGUCCAGCUCUACUAACGAUUGAUUUUGUAAAUGCAGAUAAAUGUAAUACAUGUCGCAAAGAUUUAGUUGAAACAGCGUCAGUUAUCCGUCGGAUAAAUUCUCUGAGGAAAAUUUUUGGCAAAAAAAAUUGUUGUAAGAAAAAACUGCAAGCCGAAAGUUGUGUGGAUUUUGAUAAGAUUAAACAUAAGCGUUUUUGUUACGUUCACAAGAAAUCAAAUACUAAAUUAGGUAAAUGUGAAUUUGUUAAUCAUCUACAAAGUUUGUUUCACUAUUUUGCCACUUACAAAGGUAAAAGAAAUAUCAAAUUAGACAUUUGUAUUAAUGUUUUUCCUACCUUAGAAGGUGGGUCGUGUCCCCCUAUGAGCCCAGAAAUUAAUAAAUCUUGUCAAAAAUGUACUACAGAUACAGAAAAUUCAAGUAUUACAUCUUGUGGAUCGAAACCUUCCUUGUUUAAAUGUAAUUCCAGCGCUAAAAUUACACAUUGCUGCAAUUGUGCUCCCAAACCAAUAUCAAUUUUUAGCGACAAAAAGACAAUAGAAAAGAUGGAAACCGGAAGUUCUUAUUUUAAAAGGUCUUACGAUACUAAAAAAGACAUUAAUAGCAAAGUAACUACGACAGCCGAUUUAGAAAUAGCACAAGAAGUUUACCAACUCAGAAAUAUUAUAAAAGAUUUAGCAGUAACAGCUGAGAAAUUUGUAAACGAACAUCUCAAGACAACAAAUUUAAAAACGGAAAAUAAAAAAUCUAACCUCGAUCAGACGAUAUUAUUCAGUACCAACAUGGACAGCGUUCAAACGACAUCUAAAGAAGAGAUAAUAAAACCAAAAGAAGUAUAUCGUCAUCCUUCUAAAGAAACUCAAAUAACUAACAAUCCAUCGUGCCAAAAUCUUCCUGUUAUCAAAGUUAAAAAGGAUAUCAAGAAAAACAUCCGUGACUUCCAAGCUCGUUUAAUGAAAAAAAGUACUUCAUAUAAUAUUAUAGACAGUGAAACUAUUCUUAAAGUAACUGAUAUGACAUCAGCAGCACAAGCUAUUCAUCUAAAUUCCGUCACCGAUGAAGCUCUAACAUGCUCUUUGCCCAAAUGUAAAUCUCUGUACGAUAUAUCAGUUGAUUCUAACAAGAAUAAAUUAGUAGCGUUCUAUUGCGAAGAAUUGAUUACGAAACUUGAUAAUGAAGUGCAUAAAUCUCCUUCACGAGGUCUCACACCAGAUAAAAAUAAAUCCUCUGUUAAUAUUAGUGACGAUAAACAGAAAAGUAUAAAUAAAGAAGUCGAUUGUACGAAAUGUUUACCGAAUGUUGACAAUGAUACAAAUAGUUAUUCUUGUUCGUCUGUUUUUAUUAAUGUCAAUGAUAAAUCGACAGAGAACAAAAUUAAAAUUCGUACUCGAAGAUCAAUUGGUUUUAAAGAAGGUUCAUUAUACUGCUUAUUGCUAUGGAUUCCAGUUAUUGUUAUUAUGUGGUUAUUGUACACUUAUAUUAUCAAAGAUAAACUAAAACCUAGAUUGUUUUCUUUCGAUAGGUUGUCGAGAUCUUUAGAUUUCGGAAAAAACGGAUCACGUCUUAGUAUAACUUUGUCUGAUUUAGGAUUUUAGUUGUAAUGUUUGUAUUGGUUUUAAAUAAAAAUGUU